AACUCUCCGGAGCACCGAGGAAGAGCAUCUUCUCGUGGGAACUCUCUAAGCCCUUCGAAUCCUUCGCAAGGACCUCGCUCACGGCGAUCUCAAGUCCCUCAGAUAGGAUGCGGCGUACACGCCACAUGGUAUUGCCUGUGCGAUCUUGGCAAUACAUCGGACUUCUGAUAGUAUCGUUGGCAUGUUUGACGUUGGGGUUGGUAUCGAGGGACAGAGAAGGGCAUGCCGGCAGUCUCGCAGGACCUGAACUCGAGCAUCAGGCUCCCCAUGAGGUGGACGCCUGUCCGAAUUUGAAUCUCUUCACCGAAAUGCCUUCACAAUUGCUCGCGAAGUCGGGAGAGGCCGUGAAGCCGAUUGACGAUCGUGAAACGAGAGUGUCCGGGUCCAGAGUAUCAUUGACAACUCGUAGAUCCGCACUCUCUCGAUCUCUGAGUCUCGACCGCUCCUCCAGACUCGCUUCGCGAGAGGCUCGAGAGCGGUCCGCGAGGAACCGAGAUCCGAGAGCGGUCGAGAGGCUUUCAAGACUGAGAAGCCGCGCGUCCGACAACGAAUCCGUCAACCGACCCCAGGAAUCCCGAUUCAGGACGCUCGUGCAAUCUCGCGAAGCCAGGAACGCGGUUGAACCGGCCUCUCGGGUCUCCCGAUCGCGCGACCUCUCCGACCGCGCGGCCGAACGUCGUUCUUCCGAAGUACAAAGAUCGCUUCGUUCCGAGCGUCGUCGCCUGGCCGAUGGCGACGAGAUCGCGCGCCGGCUAAAUCGCGUCGAUCGAUCGGUGGACAACGAUCGUCGCCGAUCACUCUCGGUCGAGCGACGAAUCCCAGCCGAAAUUCAUCGGCGAGAGUCGCGCGAGAUUCUAAUUAGCCGCCGAGAGUUCAGCGAUUCAGCACGCCGCGUCGAUCAACGAUUCGAGACGCGAGAACGUAGAUCCCGAUCCACCGAUCGACGCGACGUGGUCGAACGACGCGCGGCCGAGCGUCGCGAAGAUCGCAAGAGUCUCUUGGAUCGUUCAGCGCGGAUCGCGCGGCAGGACAGCGACCGCAGCAAUAAUCUGGAGCGCCGAAACCGGUCUCCGGAGAACCGUCGCGCUCUCCUGGAUCGCGUCGCGAACCGGGAACGCAGAUCGCGAUCUUCGCUUGCCUCCAGGGAUUCUCGUAGGGACCUCGCUGGAUCCGACGACCGUCGGUCUCCGUCUCGAUCGAUGGAACGUGCCAACGAUGAGGGAUCCAGGGAUCGGCGUAGAUCGUUCUCUGGAUCCUCGACUCGAUCAACGGAACGUCGCGAGAUUGAUCUCGCGGAGCGCCGGAAGACGGAGAGUCGUCUUCGCAGAUCUCUCGAAAGAACUCCGUCGCGAAUUUCGCCGGAGGAUUCGCGUCGCGGAAGGCUCGCUCGCUCGAAGAGGAUCGCGAACGCGCGUGAUUCCCGCGGAAACGCGGCCAACGGGGAGGAUUCUAGAGUCGCUUUCGCGCGGGACGAACGAUCGCGUUACGGUGUCGAGGAGACCGCGAGCCGAGAGCGAAGGGAGAGACUCGGCCGAUCCUUCCGCUCGCUGGACCGUCGAUCGUCGGCGGAUCGACGAGAAGUUUCGAAGAACGGAGACGCGAGGAGUCACGAUCGCGAAGCGCGCGAUUCUUCCGAACGACCGGGUCUGGCUGCGGAGCGCCGGGAAAGGACGAGCCGUUCGUCUCGCGAGGAGCGAAGGGUCGCCCUCCGGGAAUCUCGAAGCUUGGAGAGGGACUCCGAACGACGAGUACCGGAGGGAGUAUUGGAAAGACGAGUGUCUCGCGAAAGGAUCCUGGAGAGGUCUCAUCAUGGAGGAGUUGCAGUGCGGCGAGCCGCUCCGGUUUCGGUACGACGCGAUUCACGAAGGGUGUCCGAACGACGAGUCGACGGGUCGAGCUCGAGAUCACGGGAAGAAUCCAGGAUGGCAGAUCGUCGCCUAGAACGAGGCUUGGAACUACUUCGAGCUUCUCGUGAGAGGAGUUUAGAGAAGCGAUCGGCUCUUGACUCGCGAAGAUCAACCGAGCGAAGAAUCGAGGAGAACUCGAGAUCACGUGAAGGAUCCAGGAUGGCAGAUCGUCGCCUGGAACGAAGCCCGGAGUUGCGAGUUUCUCGUGCGAGGACUCUGGAGAAACGAUCUUUUCUUGAUUCACGAAGAUCGGCUGAGCGAAGAAUCGUUGAGAGCUCGAGGUCGCGUGAAGAAGCCAGGAUGGCAGAUCGUCGUCUGGAGCGAAGCCUGGAAUUGCGAACUUCUCGUGGAAGAGCUCUGGAAAAAAGAUCUGCUUUGGACUCGCGGAGAUCGGUUGAACGAAGGGUUGUCGAGAGCUCGAGAUCACGUGAAGAAUCCAGAAUGGCAGAUCGUCGCCUGGAACGAAACCUGGAAUUGCAAGCUUCUCGUGGAAGAAUUCUAGAGAAACGAUCUCCUCUUGAUUCACGAAGAUCGGCUGAACGAAGAAUUGUCGAAAACUCGAGAUCACGUGAAGAAGCCAGGAUGGCAGAUCGUCGUCUGGAGCGAAGCCUGGAAUUGCAAACUUCUCGUGGAAGAACUCUGGAGAAACGAUCUGCUCUGGACUCGCGGAGAUCGGUUGAGCGAAGAAUUGUUGAAAGCUCGAGAUCACGUGAAGAACCCAGGAUGGCAGAUCGUCGUCUGGAGCGAAGCCUGGAAUUGCAAACUUCUCGUGGAAGAACUCUGGAGAAACGAUCUGCUCUGGACUCGCGGAGAUCGGUUGAGCGAAGAAUUGUUGAAAGCUCGAGAUCACGUGAAGAACCCAGAAUGGCAGAUCUCCGUCUGGAACGAGACCUGGAAUUGCGAACUUCUCGUGGAAGAGCUCUGGAAAAAAGAUCUGCUUUGGACUCGCGGAGAUCGGUUGAACGAAGGGUUGUCGAGAGCUCGAGAUCACGUGAAGAAUCCAGAAUGGCAGAUCGUCGCCUGGAACGAAGCCUGGAAUUGCAAACUUCUCGUGGAAGAACUCUGGAGAAACGAUCUGCUCUGGACUCGCGGAGAUCGGUUGAGCGAAGAAUUGUUGAAAGCUCGAGAUCACGUGAAGAACCCAGAAUGGCAGAUCUCCGUCUGGAACGAGACCUGGAAUUGCGAACUUCUCGUGGAAGAACUCUAGAGAAACGAUCUGCUCUGGACUCGCGGAGAUCGGUUGAGCGAAGAAUUGUUGAAAGCUCGAGAUCACGUGAAGAACCCAGAAUGGCAGAUCGCCGUCUGGAACGAAGCCAGGAAUCGCGAGCUUCUCGUGGAAGGAUUCUGGAGAAACGAUCUGCUCUCGCUUCGCGAAUGAUCGAGGAAGGCUCGAGAUCACGUGAAGGAUCCAGGAUGGUGGAUCGACGCCUGGAACGAAGUUUGGAAUUGCGAACUUCUCGUGGAAGAACUCUGGAGAAACGAUCUACCCUCGACUCACGAAGAUCGUCCGAGCGAAGGAUUGAUGAGAACUUGAGACUAACAAAUAUUCUUAAAGAAGAUACUAUUAGACAAUCCCGUCAGAGAUCAUCGAGUCUGAAUGUCAAGGAGCCGUCACUGAAACUAGCUUCUCUCCGUCGCGUCGUCGGGGUUUCCCAUGUUCCUGAGCAAAAUCGCGGGCGACGUAGCUUGUCCGCUGAGAGGAUACUCUCCAAGAUCGCUGACCACGAACGACUCUCCGCCAAAUGGGAACGAAAUUUGCAGGACACGCGUGUCGAUAGAAACGUGGAGGUCAGGACGAAGAUCGUUUCCAACUUAACGAAGAACGGCGAAUUCUUGGAGUAUCCUGUAACGUACAACUUUAUUAGGCAAGCUGUCGUCGUCGCGCUCUGCACCGUUUAUGGGCUUUCUCUCUAUAAUGGCGAAAAAUCCUUCUUUAGGAACAACGUGGCGCAACAGGUGCAACGUUUCAUGGCGUGGUGAAAGACGAAGCGACAGCUGGCUACCGAAACGGCAACGACAACCGCUAUUUCCGUGGAACCGCUUCUGUCGACUUUAUCAUUUCGCCAAUUAUAACGUUACGUUGCCAUAUGUGUCUAAUGUGUCCAAGUUCUCAGAAUGUAUAUUAAUGUACAGCUGGUGUAGUAUCCCGUAGAGAUAUAGCGUGUAUCUGAGAGGAUAUAUUUUGUGCGAAUAAAUAUAGUUGGAGUCGUAGCUAAAGAGA
This is a messenger RNA of Dinoponera quadriceps, 4128 nucleotides long. RefSeq names its product caldesmon-like. The record is from RefSeq and is a predicted model, not a curated record. The transcript is spliced from 4 exons. Lineage: Eukaryota; Metazoa; Arthropoda; Insecta; Hymenoptera; Formicidae. The coding region runs from base 108 to 3887 and encodes 1259 amino acids.